Messenger RNA from Phacochoerus africanus (Common warthog), 4662 nucleotides. RefSeq names its product cornichon family AMPA receptor auxiliary protein 2 (gene CNIH2). Gene Ontology annotation, cellular component: synapse; dendrite. Gene Ontology annotation, biological process: vesicle-mediated transport; regulation of AMPA receptor activity. The transcript is spliced from 5 exons. The record is from RefSeq and is a predicted model, not a curated record. Lineage: Eukaryota; Metazoa; Chordata; Mammalia; Artiodactyla; Suidae. Bases 3568 to 4053 code for a protein of 161 amino acids.
AGGGGGCCGGGCGGAUGGUCUCAGGGCCCGGAGAAACUUGGAGCCUCCUCUCCGCUGUCGGUCGGCUUCUGUUCGCCCCAUUAACACCCCCAUCAUCGGCUUCCUUCUCGCGGGGGUGCCCCCCUUCCUCCACCGCCCCCGCUUGUCUGUGGGUAUGUCAGUCGGUCCCUGACCCCCCUCCCCUGCCCCAUGCAGCCUUGGGGUGUGGGGCGGAAUUCUGGGAUUCUUGCUCCUUUCCGCCUCCUGUUCCCCCCGCUUCCAUCUAGUCACCCCCGUUUGUCCGUUGGGCAGUUUGUCUGUCUGCUCUCCCCACCCCCUUUGUGGGUUUUUCCAGCUGGAGUGAUGGAGCCGGUUGCUAUGGCAACUGCAUCUGUUUACAGGACCCACAGAUCGCAGGGCCCAUUAACCCUUUCCCUUCCCACCCCUCCCCCCCACCCCUGACCCAGCAGUAAUUGGCUCUAAGCAGCCCCAGAGACCUAACCCCUACCACCAGCUCUUCUUGGGUUUCCCUACCCGCCCCUGUCUGGCCUCCCCCCCCCCAACUAGGUUUCCUCCCCACUUUCCAGCUCCCCUCCCCUUCCUGCCCCCACUUUCCCCUUUGUCUCCUGUUUGCUUCAGUCUGUCUCUCACUCCCGCCUUGCCUCACACCUGGUUCUUGAAAAUGUCCAUUUCUCAUCCUUUAUCCUGAUUGCCUCCCCUUAGAGAAGGUCCCUCUCUCCCCUACUCCUGGGGUCCUUCUUGUGCCUCCACCCCCCCGCCUGUCUCCCUUCUGUUCCCUACAAAAUAAUCCAUCAGCUUCCAGCUCAUUGUUUGGGGCUCUUGCCCCUACCCCUCCACUGCCCACUCUCCUAUGCGCCCUGAGGUUUGGGCCACCACCCGGAUCCCCUCCACAUGGCCUGUGCAUCUCGGCGCUGACCCGCUCGGUUCAGCGUCCCCUGCUUGUGCAUCCAGCACACACCUCCGGUCUCCGCUGUCUCCCUCUCCAUACCCCAGCCUGCCUUCCUCUUCCUCCCUGUGGCCUCACCCGGUGCUUUCCUGGUCUCCCCACUUCCUCACUUUCUUUUCCUGGGACCUGCUGCCUGCCUGCUCCGUGGUCCCCCUGGCUCUUGACCAGUCUCUCCUUCGUCACUCCCUGCUGUCCCCUUGCGGCCUGUCUCUCACAUCAGGGUUCAGUGGACUCUGACUGCUCCCCUCCUGUGUGAGGAGGGAGCCCCCACAGGCACCUUCAGACACACACACACACAUCCCCCCCCCCCCAGCUACAGCCCUCUCUCUCCCUGGCUUUGCGUCUCUCUUUCUGUGGGCUUUUUCCUCUCUUUCCCUCCCUCCAUCUCCCCUGGGUCCAUGUUGAUCUCGCUCAGCCUCGUAGCUCAUCACGCAUGGGUCUUGAACAGUCCUGUGGGCUGGUGGCAGGAGGCCUGGCGUCUUACAGACUGGAAGGAAUUGAGGGUCGCAGGCUGGGCACCCGGAGCUGGGAGAAAGGCUCCUGGAACUCAAGAAGCCCCAUUUGGGGCCUCUCCCCAUCCAGAGGCCUCCCCCAGCCUUUCUGGGGGUCCCUGUCCUCAGGGAUUCGGGGAUCGUCAGGGCGGUCCUCCAUCCAACACACCUGUAUCCAUGCUCCUGAGAACCAGGCCCUGGGCAGCACUGGGGGAGACCAGGAUGAAUCAGGUUUAGCCCUUAUGGGGCUGCCAGGCUGGGAGAAAGGGCCCAGACUUUUUCCAAAAAAAAACCCUUUUAUUGAGCACCUACUACGCAUCGGGCACUGUAUUCGCUCAGCUGUUGAGCUGGGCAGUCACAGCAGGUCUCCUCCUUGGUGAAGUGGGCUUGUUGCUUAUACAGCAGAGUGCCCAGAGCCAGGCUUGCCAAGGGGUGUGCAGGUGGGGAGAGGAGGUGCGGUCCUCAAUCCAAAUGGAUAAGAACUAGAACCUUCCCGGGCAGGACCCCAGAUCCCACCGCAGACCUGGGCCCAGGCCCCAGUGGUUGCUAGGCAACUGGUGGUGAGUGACGCGUGUCUGCUGUCAUCGUGGGGGAUUGUUUGUUCCAGGGGGCUGAGUCAGCGCCAAGCAGCCUGGGGGGUGGGAGGCGCGACACCCGCCGCCUGCUGGUGGUGCCAGCUCUGGGGCAGACAGACGGCACCCUUCCGCUCCCUGCUGGACCCUGUUGCUGUGCCUGGCAGGCAGGCGGCUGCCCAGAGUCAGUGGGGAGUUGGGAGGGGCUGCUCCAGAUGGCCCCAGCUCCCUCCAGGAAGCCCAUGUUCUCUCCCUUCCAGCCGGAUCUGGUCCAGGGUGCUUGGAGGUGGUGGGCCGGCUCCUCUGCCAGCCCUCCUCCCAUGCCAGCUCCCUCAAGUCCAUCCCACCAGCCCCUCAAACACCCGAAAAGUCCCCAUCUCAGGGACCACACUGCCGUCCACCAGAAGCCUCAACAUCCAAAGUCACCUUGGACCCUUCUGCCCCACUUCACUGCCAUUCAAGCCCUCUGGAGUUUGGCGUCUCAGUAGCUCUGGAAUCCACCCACACCGCACAUUCCCACUGCCACUCUCCACUCAGGUCGUCACGCCUCUUCUCCCCCAGCCCCAACCCCAGCACUUCAACAGUCCCCCCCAACUGGUCUGACCUGAGUAUAGUAAAGUGGCCAAAACAUUAACUCCGGAGUCUCACUGGUCUGGAAUCCUGGCUUGCCACUAACUAGCUAUGUGGCCUUGGACAAGUCAAGUCUAUCUCUGUUUCCUCAUCUGCAAAACUAAAGUGAUAAUCCCAGUAAUUGUUAUCAGGUUGUUGCAAAGCAUUAAUGAACUGAGAAGCCUAAAGCCUGCUGGCCUAGAGGAAGCAUCGUGUAUGUCUUCUUGGCUGGGACUGGGUAGCCAGUAUGUACUUCCUGCUCAGUCUGUCCUGAAACAUCGAUCUGACUGCCCCACUCUGCUGCUUUAUACCCCUCAGUGGCUCCCCUUUGCUUUUGUGCUAAAGUCCAAACAUCUGGUCGGCCUCCCAAGGCACCCACGUCUGGCGCUGUCGACCUCUCCAGCCCAUUUUUCAACAUCCCUGUCUUUCUUCCUACGCGCCUCACACUUUCACUCUAGCCCCAUGGAACCUGCAGCUAGCUUCCUAAAUGUUCCUUGUUCUUUCAACCCUCUGCCUUUGUACUUGCCGUUCCUGCUGCUCAGACUGCCCUUCCCCCAUUUGUUCACCAGAGAAACACCUACUGCGAGUCCAGCCUGAACUCCCCAUCCCAUCCUGUGCUGGGUCAGGCACCCAGCCCAGGUUCUUCCUGUACUCCACAGCCCCAAUCAUCUGGAGUGUAGUUCAUGGUUCUCCUUGUGAGCCUGUGGUUCCUCCCAGGCAGGGGUUGUGUCCCAGGCUUCUGGGGCCCCAGUGUUCAGCGCAGGGCCCAGCAGGGAGGACACCAUCUCUUGGGGGUGUUUUGGAUGGAGAGGUAGUGGCCAUGUCCUGAAUUGGUCAUCGACACACUGGGAUUCCAUUGCAAAGGAUUGUGUGACCUUGGGCCGGGCCCCACCCCUCCCGGGCUUCAGUUCCUGCACCUUUGCAGCAAGCACCAUCUGGUCCCAUCCCCAUGUGUGACUCCCUAUGCAGGGAGAACAGGUGGGGGGCCGUAAGCUGCUGGCCCAACCCUGACGGGCACGCACCCCCUCCCCAGAUCAUAGCCUUUGACGAGCUGCGGACCGACUUCAAGAACCCCAUCGACCAGGGGAACCCAGCGCGGGCACGCGAGCGUUUAAAAAACAUCGAACGCAUCUGCUGCCUCCUGAGGAAGCUGGUGGUCCCAGAAUACUCCAUCCACGGCCUCUUCUGUCUGAUGUUUCUGUGUGCAGCAGAGUGGGUGACCCUGGGCCUCAACAUCCCCCUCCUCUUCUACCACCUCUGGAGGUACUUCCACCGCCCUGCAGAUGGCUCGGAGGUCAUGUAUGAUGCGGUUUCCAUCAUGAAUGCUGACAUCCUCAACUACUGCCAGAAGGAGUCCUGGUGCAAACUCGCCUUCUACCUGCUCUCCUUCUUCUAUUACCUGUACAGUAUGGUUUAUACGUUGGUGAGUUUCUAAGGGGGAAGCCGGCCAGGGAGCGAGCCCAGAACGGACCGGACGCCUGUGCACCCCCAGCCCUGCCCCUGGGCCGCAGAGGCCUCAGCCCUGGGGAGGGAGGGGGCACUGGUGCCCCCAGCCUCCUCUCCACCCCCCAAACUGCUGCUGCGGGGACUUCCCGCCUUCAGAGCCCCCUCCCCUUGGACGAGGGCUGGGCAGAGCUCUAAAUAGGGGCUCCUCUGCCAGCCUGUGGGCAUGGCAGUCAGUCCUGGAAGGGGCGGGACCUCCGGCCUUGUCCGCUUCAAGGGGAACUUAGACCCUGCCAUGGGGCAGGGCUUGACCCUGGAAGUUCUGGGCCGCCCCCUCCACCCCUCACCCUGAGGCUCCCCCUGCAGGUGGGGGGGUACCCACACCGGGAAUGAGCAGGCUCAGCAGGGGGGGCAGCCCCACCCCUAGUCUGCCCUCUCCCCUCCCCCAGGCUCUCUCUCCAGACAACCUCCCAUCCCCAGCUGUCCCAGUCCCGGCCUCCCCUGUCUCUUGGACCUAUUUUCUAUGUUGCCUGGAGGAGUCCGGCACCCCCUUCCCGGCCAUUUGUGACAAAAUAUGAAUAAACUACUGCAAACACAUGGG